This is a messenger RNA of Ananas comosus (pineapple), 1763 nucleotides long. RefSeq names its product E3 ubiquitin-protein ligase At1g12760-like. The transcript is spliced from 5 exons. The coding region runs from base 231 to 1424 and encodes 397 amino acids. NCBI's taxonomy places the organism in Eukaryota, Viridiplantae, Streptophyta, Magnoliopsida, Poales, Bromeliaceae. The record is from RefSeq and is a predicted model, not a curated record.
AUAUAUAUAAAAGUUAUUUUGUAUAAUAUUAUUACCAUUACAAUUAUUACUUCUAUAAUUACCUAACAAUUAAAACGUGGAUAGCUUCGAUGUGAGGGCCCGUUUCCAUUUUUGUUGUGUUUUUUUUUUUUUUUUUAAUUUCUAUUUUUCCUGAAUCUCUUCGUCUUCUCCAAAUUCGCGAAGCAUUUACUUAGGGUUUCUCUCCUAUCUCUCCGAACCUUCCUCCCCCAAUGUCGUCCACGAGGUUAAACCCUUCGAUCGGCGCCGCCGCCACCGUCGAUCCGGCGCCGCUCCUCGGCGGGUUGCGGCGCGGCGGAGGCGGAGGCGGAGGCGGAGGCGGCGGCGGGGUGGGGGCCUUGCCGCGGCGGCCGAGCCUGCGCGGCGCGGCGCGGUUCCUGCGGCGCGCGGGGAGCCGGCGCGUGAUGCGGGAGCCGUCGAUGCUGGUGCGCGAGGCGGCGGCGGAGCAGCUGGAGGAGCGGCAGAGCGAUUGGGCGUACUCGCGCCCCGUCGUCGUCCUCGACAUCCUCUGGAACCUCGCGUUCGUCGCCGUCGCCGCCGGGGUCCUCGUCCUCAGCAGGGACGAGGCGCCCUCCAUGCCGCUGCGGCUGUGGAUCGUGGGCUACGCGCUGCAGUGCGUGCUCCACAUGGUGUGCGUGCUGAUCGAGUACCGGAGGAGGCACCCCGCGCGGCGGCGCGGGCCCGAGGGGAUCGACGAUGGCGGGAGCCACAGCAGUAGCUCGGGCCCCAGCUCGCCCCGGGACAUCGAGGAAGGGGGUGGGAAUGGCGGUGGUUAUGAUCUCGAUCAGGGUCAGAAUGAGGAAGGGACCAGUAUUGCAAAACAUCUGGAGUCUGCAAAUACAAUGUUCUCAUUCAUUUGGUGGAUUAUUGGCUUCUAUUGGGUUUCUGCGGGAGGCCAAGCUUUAACUAAUGAUGCUCCACAGCUUUACUGGCUUUGCAUAGUCUUUCUGGCGUUUGAUGUCUUCUUUGUUGUUUUUUGUGUUGCUCUUGCUUGCGUCAUUGGUAUUGCUGUUUGCUGCUGUCUACCAUGUAUUAUUGCAAUUUUAUACGCGGUGGCUGAUCAGCAGGAAGGAGCAUCUGAUGAAGACAUUCGCCAACUCCCAAGAUACAAAUUCAGAACCAUUGGUGAUCAAGAGAAACUUGGUGGUGAACAACCAAGGACUUAUGGUGGAAUUAUGACAGAGUGUGGCAGUGAUCCACCAAUUGAACAUGCUCUUUCAGCGGAGGACGCGGAAUGCUGCAUCUGCCUUUCUGCCUAUGAUGAUGGUGUGGAGCUGCGAGAGCUUCCCUGCGGCCACCAUUUCCACAGCACCUGCAUAGAUAAAUGGCUAUACAUCAACGCCACCUGUCCACUUUGCAAGUAUAAUAUUAUCAAAAGCAACAGCCUCGGAAGGGAGGAGGUGUAGAAAUGGGUGUUUCUUAGGUUUUGUUAGGCGCUUUCUGCAGCGCCGAUCUGGCCAUACCAGCUUGUCCAAGAAAGUGAGAGCCUUCAGUACUAUGGCAAUGUUUAUGUUUUUACUGAUUCAGUGAUGCAAAUAUUAAAAUUUAGCCCGUGAGAAUUAUGUUGUUGUUUUAUGUUAAUAUAUAGAGCUUUAGGGAACGAGUUAUUUUAUUCGGUGCUUGAAUUGUGCUCGAGUCGUAAUAUGUACCGAGUCAAGAAAAAGAAAUGUAAUUGUACCAGCUUCACUGCUAUGGAACACCAUUUCAAUAUGUUAAUAAAAUAUGUGGUGUUGUUAUAUUUGUUC